Schistosoma turkestanicum is the source of this 1969-nucleotide messenger RNA. The record is from the annotation of a GenBank genome assembly. Lineage: Eukaryota; Metazoa; Platyhelminthes; Trematoda; Strigeidida; Schistosomatidae.
AUGGGAAAAUAUUCAUGCCAUUCAUUGCCACCAUUCAUCUCUAAUUUUUUUUAUGCCAAGAACAUCACUUCCAGUACCACGGUAUCGUCGUUUUUGAAUAGUUUUGGGGAAAUUGGCAAUGCAGGACAAUCGAAGCGAUUCGGACGUAAACAUGCAGCCGAUACGAAUAUUUUGGAUUUAAUCAAUACACUGUCGGAAAAAGUUGACAGCAAUGAUGAUUUUUUACCGAAUUCUUUAUCGGAUAUUAAUUCAACCGUGGCAGUAUUUCCUAAUAGCACUGGUCCAACUUCUAAUUCUGUCUCAUCGAACAACAAUAAAUCCAAUUCAUCAAGUACAACAAACAAUUUAUGGGGAUCAGAUUUAUCCGAUCCUAGUAUUGUAGAUUCCACUGGUCAAGUUGGUGCUGGUGGUGCUGUUGGUGUUGGUGUUGGUGUAAAAACUCGUCUAGAAUCUGUGAAAGAAUCUAAUCCAACCGAUGCUCUUGGACUUGGUGAUUUGGCUAGUUUAACAGUAGCUAAUGAAGCUGAUUCAGGUUUAAAUGGUGAUGUUUGUGAUUCAAAUUUACCUGGAAGCAAUUAUGAAUCAUCCAUGUUGGGCGGUUCUGUCAGUAGUAAUGCUCAAGUAGAUAGUGGAGCAAAUAUUUCAUCAACUUAUUCAACUGGUCGUCGACCAUGGGUCCCGAGGUAUACACUUCGUGGUCACUUUGACGGUAUUAGAAGUGUUGCAUUUCAUCCUACUGAACGAGCUGUUUAUACAGCUGGUGAAGAUGGAUGUAUAAUGCUUUGGAAUUUGUUAAAAACUGGACCUCCUGGAUCGGCUAUCACCCCAGGAAGAGCAGGUCUCAAUGCUGGGCCAGUGGAUGAAUUGUCACCUGUACAUGUUUACUGUGGUCAUAAGGGUCCUGUUUUAUGCGUGACUACACCUAGUCCUAUGCUUUCAUCAACUAUGAAUACGGCUGUAUAUUCCGGUGGUCUAGAUGGAACAGUUCGAUCAUGGCGUUUACCGUCGGCCUCUAAUGGUUUAGGUUUGAUUGAUAUAUAUGCUCCUCAAGAAUUAGACAUUGUGACUGGUCCAGUUUUUGACAAUUCAUCAUCACCUGUUUGGUCAAUUGUUGUACAUCCAUCUAGCCCUCUGUUACUUGCUGCACAUGCAAAUGGUUGUAUUGAUUUUUGGUCUACUGUAGAGAAAUUGGAAAAUGAUUCACCAAUUGCCCCAGUCCUCUCAGUUCAUUUGGAUCGUUUAAUUAAACCUUUAGGUGCUAAUGAACCACAACUUGGCCGGCCGACAUGUCUUCAUUAUUUGGUUAAUCGUCCAGACUCAUUGAAUGCGUCUCAAUGUGUUGUCGGAACUAGUACUGGUUGGUUAGCGCUGUUAGACGUUCAAACUGGUCAGCUGAUUAAUCAAAUACCGCCAGCACCACCUCUAACUACUACUUCUAGUCGAGAUGAACAACCAUUGAAUAUGGCCGAUAUCCCAGUGGCAAGUGAAUAUAGUUUACCUAAUGGUUGGACAGAACGUGCACUCAAUGCAUUAGGUUCACAUCAAACAUUAUCACUGGUUAUUGGUGCACAUGAAGAUCGUUGUAUACGAUUCUAUGAUAUCAAUCGAAUGUCUGAUCGUUCUGCUGGGACAAAUUCUGCAUGUGUAGAUGCUAUGGUAACACAUUUGAAUGCUGUCACAAGUCUUGCAGUGGAUCCUCAUGGUUUGUAUUUAUUAACAGGAAGUCAUGAUGCUUCUAUACGUGUAUGGGAUGUUGAAACACGUGCAUGUAUACAAGAAAUGACUAAUCAUGGUUUUAAAUAUGAUGAAUCAGUGCAUUCCGUUGCAUUGCAUCCUCAACUUCCAUUAGCAGCAAGUGCUGGAGCUGAUGCGAUAUGCAAAAUUUAUGUGACAGCGUCAUGAUGAAUUGUUGUUUUCGUUUUCUCUAUUUGACUGACACAAAGGAUUUGAUGAAUGAAUUUCAUUAGUA